This is a messenger RNA of Penicillium malachiteum, 768 nucleotides long. RefSeq names its product T2 family ribonuclease. NCBI's taxonomy places the organism in Eukaryota, Fungi, Ascomycota, Eurotiomycetes, Eurotiales, Aspergillaceae. The record is from RefSeq and is a predicted model, not a curated record. Bases 1 to 768 code for a protein of 255 amino acids. The transcript is spliced from 4 exons. Gene Ontology annotation, cellular component: extracellular region. Gene Ontology annotation, biological process: RNA catabolic process. Gene Ontology annotation, molecular function: ribonuclease T2 activity; RNA binding.
AUGCCAAUCUCUCAAAUUCUCACUUUAACUGCUCUUGCCACCGGAGCUGUGGCCCAGCUAAAGUCAUGCUCCAAUAACGGCACCUUGAGCUGCCAGAGCUCAUCCAAAGCUCCUACCUGUUGCUACAACUACCCUGGCGGUGCUCUUCUGCAGACUCAAUUCUGGGACAGUGAUCCAUCCACCGGACCGAGUGAUUCCUGGACCAUUCAUGGUCUAUGGCCUGAUAACUGCGAUGGUACCUACCAGUCAAGCUGCGACUCCUCGCGUGCAUACACCAACAUCUCAGCUAUUCUGAAAGAGCAAAACCGUGAUGAUCUGCUCUCAUACAUGGAUACAUACUGGGUUAAUAAUGACGGCAGUAAUGAGGAGUUUUGGGAGCAUGAGUGGAGCAAGCAUGGUACUUGCAUCAAUACCAUCAACCCGAGUUGCUACAACAACUACACACCACAAGAAGAAGUUGGUGAUUUCUUCCAGAAGGUGGUUGAUCUAUUCAAGGGUUUGGAUACCUACCAGGCUCUCUCUUCUGCUGGUAUCACACCCGAUGACUCGAAAACCUACGAGCUCAGUGACAUCCAAUCGGCUUUGUCAAAGCUUCAUGGGGGCUCGGAGCCGUACGUUGGUUGCGAAGAUGAUUCGCUCGACCAAGUCUAUUACUUCUUUAACGUGGCUGGCAACGCUAUCGAUGGCCACUACGUACCAGCUGAUCCACUUGAGAAAUCCAACUGCCCUAGCAGUGGCAUCAAGUAUUCGCCCAAGAGCAGUAACUAA